AUGCCCAGGCCAUCGAGGGACUCUUACGGCGACCAAAAGCCUCCCUAUUCCUACAUAUCGUUAACAGCAAUGGCCAUAUGGAAUUCCCCGGAAAAAAUGCUACCCCUAUCGGAAAUCUACAAGUUCAUCACCGACAGGUUCCCGUACUACAGGAAAAACACCCAAAGGUGGCAGAACUCCCUGCGGCACAAUCUAUCCUUCAACGAUUGCUUCAUAAAAAUCCCCCGACAGCCGGACCGGCCGGGCAAAGGGGCCUACUGGGCCCUCCACCCGGCCGCCUUCGACAUGUUCGUCAACGGCUCGCUCCUGCGGCGCCGGAAGCGCUUUAAACUCCUCAAAAGCGACAAGGAGAUAUUGGAGAGCGAACUGGCGGCGUUGACCAACAUCAACCGGAUAUUCUUCGCGCCGCCGACCCCCGAAGGGCCGCCGCCAGGGCAGGCGGCAGCGGCGGCGGCGGCGCCGCAUCCGUCGCCGCCGGGCGCCGCCAAGCUGCCGGACGCGGCGGUGACGUGCAUCCGGCCGAAGCGCAGCUUCACCAUCGAGAGCCUGAUAUCGCCGGACAAGCCGGCGCCGGUCGCGCCCGGCCCGACGCUGCACGCGGUGCCCCACGUCCAUCCGUGGAUGCUGACGACGUCCUGCUACGAUUUGGCGUUCGCGAACCCCAUGGCGCUGAUGCAGCCGGCGGCCGCUCACUACGAGGCCUACGGGCUGGCGUCGGCCGAGGAGUUGUUCAGGGUUUCGCAGUUGAUAUUGAGGAUAUUGAGGAUAUUGAGGAUAUUGAGGAUAUUGAGGAUAUUGAGGAUAUUGAGGAUAUUGAGGAUAUUGAGGAUAUUGAGGAUAUUGAGGAUAUUGAGGAUAUUGAGGAUAUUGAGGAUAUUGAGGAUAUUGAGGAUAUUGAGGAUAUUGAGGAUAUUGAGGAUAUUGAGGAUAUUGAGGAUAUUGAGGAUAUUGAGGAUAUUGAGGAUAUUGAGGAUAUUGAGGAUAUUGAGGAUAUUGAGGAUAUUGAGGAUAUUGAGGAUAUUGAGGAUAUUGAGGAUAUUGAGGAUAUUGAGGAUAUUGAGGAUAUUGAGGAUAUUGAGGAUAUUGAGAAUAUUGAGAAUAUUGAGGAUAUUGAGGAAAUUGAGAAUAUUAAGGGUAUUGAAGGUAUUGGGCAAGGUUUCGAGAAUAUUGAGAAUAUUGAAAGGUUAA
Phyllotreta striolata is the source of this 1188-nucleotide messenger RNA. The record is from the annotation of a GenBank genome assembly. NCBI's taxonomy places the organism in Eukaryota, Metazoa, Arthropoda, Insecta, Coleoptera, Chrysomelidae.